This is a messenger RNA of Rosa chinensis, 937 nucleotides long. RefSeq lists its product as uncharacterized. Gene Ontology annotation, biological process: gene silencing by siRNA-directed DNA methylation. Bases 1 to 690 code for a protein of 229 amino acids. The transcript is spliced from 8 exons. NCBI's taxonomy places the organism in Eukaryota, Viridiplantae, Streptophyta, Magnoliopsida, Rosales, Rosaceae. The record is from RefSeq and is a predicted model, not a curated record.
AUGGGGUCGCCGUCGCAUAAAUGUGCCUUCAAUUGCUACGGCAUAUUUUUUCCGUCGCUAAAUUUCUCUACUUUUAACUACGAAAUCAAUCAGAUCUGUUUGUCUCUCACUUUGUGGACUGCAUCUUGUCGAUCUCCACUCUCAAAACAGAAUGAGAGAGCAGAAUCAGAGCAGACGAAAGCAGAAAAUCUGAUAGCGCAGGCAGAAAAGAGAAAGAGAGAAAAUGAGAAGCUUCACUCAGAAAUAAUUGAGUUGAAAGACCAGCUCCAAGCCAAACAGGCAGUGAAUGAGGAUUUUGAAGCCCAGAAGAAGAUUAAAGCACUUGAACAAACGUUAAAGGAGAAGGGGCAGGAGCUUACUGAUCUGUCAGAAUUUUACAAUCCACUGAUUUUCAAGGAGAGGAGCAAUAAUGAUGAGCUGCAGGGGGCCCGUAAAGAGUUAAUUGAGGUACUAGCUGAUAAGAUAAAUCUUCCAUGUAUGCUGGUCAAAGGUAGCUACUACACGGGUACUGAUGAUGGAGCUGUAAACUUGAUUAAAAUUGAUAGUGGAAUUGGAAGUGAAUAUAUUAUUGAUCUGAUGGGUGCUUCUGGAACACUAAUUCCUGCUAAGAUGUGGUUCAUGAUGUGUCUCAGCAUAUGGAAGAGGUUCAAGAUGCAACCAGUGGCCAUGAAUUUAGAAGGGAGUCCAUAGGAGAAGGAGUUCAUCCACAUUCAACUAGUGAUCAAGAAAUUGAGCAUGCUCCAGUACUCACCAAGCCCCUCUAGUAAAUGAUAAAUAGUAUUGUGGUCAAGGAUGCUUUUGAACAAUAUUACGUUUGGCAACUUUUCCUUUCAGUUAUCUAGUAUGGUAGGACAUUAUAAUUAUGAAAGACUGCAGUUUGGUUAAUUUCAGUUUGUACUUGGUAGUGGAAUAUAACUUGGCACUUAUCUUUUGAUUA